AAAAUAAUCGACAUCGAUAAGAUUCGUCUAGAUCACUUUCGCAGUUAGCUGAGCAUUGUUUUGUGUAUAUUUAAUGGCUUCUGCAACGCAGAGCAGUGGAAUGUUAACCAGAGAACAACUUUUUCACCUUUUCGAGCGUUUCACUAUUCUUACUACCCAGUCUGAUGUGAAGAAAAGGAUUAUAGAUGCUGUUCUGGAUAAGCAGGAAGCUGUUGCUGUGACCACUGCUCUACAGGAAGAAAUAUUUUUGGAGAUGGGUGUUGACCCAAGAUUUGGUAUUUCAUGCCUCGGAAAAAUCAGUACUGAAUAUGAGAAUGACCGAGAUUUGAUGAUUGAGUUUUAUAAAUUCCUCGCCAAAGAAGAGAUGGCCUGCGAUGAAGCAGAGCUUGGAGAAGAAGAAUUUGCAGAAAAAAAGAGCUAUCAACAAAACCUACAGCAACAGCAACUAGAGAUGCUGCGGCACAUGCGCAAGUUUAACUUGGAUGAUCAAUCUGCAAUCCUUGAGAAGUUACACCAGCAGAUGGAGAAUGGCAAUUAUGAAAGUGAGGCAUCCAUUUUGUCAGCUGGGCAGAUGGAAGAGAUAAUUCAAAGGAAGGUGACCCCUCUGUUUAUGCCAAGUUAGACCCAGAAUCUGCCCACAACCUGUCAACUAUUUUGUAUUGGCCUAUUCCAUAAUCCGUGAUAUGUAUUAUACUUUGUUUAUUUUCCAAAAUGCAUAUUAUUCCAUGAAACACUUAUUCUUUUUA
Molecule: messenger RNA, 746 nt
Organism: Lathyrus oleraceus (garden pea)
Lineage: Eukaryota; Viridiplantae; Streptophyta; Magnoliopsida; Fabales; Fabaceae
Exons: 7
Coding region: 74-622 (182 amino acids)
Source: RefSeq, a predicted model, not a curated record